This is a messenger RNA of Leishmania mexicana MHOM/GT/2001/U1103, 375 nucleotides long. RefSeq names its product putative 60S acidic ribosomal protein P2. Gene Ontology annotation, molecular function: structural constituent of ribosome. NCBI's taxonomy places the organism in Eukaryota, Euglenozoa, Kinetoplastea, Trypanosomatida, Trypanosomatidae. The coding region runs from base 1 to 375 and encodes 124 amino acids. The record is from RefSeq and is a predicted model, not a curated record. The transcript has a single exon. Gene Ontology annotation, biological process: translation; cytoplasmic translational elongation. Gene Ontology annotation, cellular component: cytosolic large ribosomal subunit; ribosome.
AUGAUCUCGGCCACGGAAUACGCCACCCGCCACCCACUUAGGUUUUCUCAACGAGAAAUGCAGUACCUCGCCGCGUACGCCCUCGUGGCACUGUCUGGCAAGACGCCGUCGAAGGCGGACGUUCAGGCUGUCCUGAAGGCCGCCGGCGCUCCCGUGGAUGACUCCCGCGUGGAUGCCGUCUUCCAGGAGCUUGAGGGCAAGGACCUCAAUGGGCUGAUGACCGAGGGCCGCACGAAGCUGGUUGGCGCUGGCUCUGCCGCUCCUGCUGCCGCUGCCUCCACCGCUGGUGCCGCCGCUGCCCCUGUUGCCGAGACCAAGAAGGAGGAGCCCGAGGAGGAGGCCGACGACGACAUGGGCUUCGGUCUCUUCGACUAG